GUGCAUCUAUAAUACUGGGCUGUCUGCACUGGGUUGUGUGAGGGGGGAGAGCGGCUCCUCACUCCAGCAGCACAGCGGACCGGAUCUGAACAGGCUAGAAGGGACUGGAUGGUACUAGACUUGCCAAACAGUUACAGAACCUGGCAGAGGCUGAUUUCUGAGGGAAAGGAGAACAUCAGAGGCAGCUUGUUAAGAAAAGAAGGCUGUGUGAGGAACCUGCAGACUCGCUUAAAUAAAGUGGCUGAGGAGGUGACUGCUGGGUAGCGGGAUGGCCGGGCGGGGGCUUCUUGCCCCUCUCCCUCUAUUUUUGCUUCUUCUCCUGCUUGAAGUCCUUCCAGAGGCCAGUGGCUCUGGCUACCUGUCCGGAUAUCGCCUCAGGUCCCGUUUGCAGAGGGACCGCCACAUCCGAAAUGUGCGACCAAACAUCAUUCUCAUCCUCACGGAUGAUCAAGACAUAGAACUGGGCUCCAUGCAAGCCAUGAACAAAACAAGGCACAUCAUGGAAAAGGGAGGUACGCAUUUUUUAAACGCUUUCUCAACCACACCCAUGUGCUGCCCGUCCCGCUCCACCAUUCUGACAGGGAAGUAUGUGCACAACCACCACACUUACACAAACAACGAGAACUGCUCCUCGCCCUCGUGGCAGGUGCACCACGAGCCUCACACCUUUGCUGUGCACCUCAACAACUCUGGCUACAGGACAGCCUUUUUUGGAAAGUAUCUGAAUGAGUACAAUGGCUCCUACGUGCCUCCUGGAUGGAAGGAGUGGGUGGCGUUGGUGAAAAAUUCUCGCUUUUACAACUACACCCUCUGCAGAAAUGGAGUACGGGAGAAACACAGCGGUGAUUACAGAAAGGACUACCUGACGGACAUCAUAACCAACGACAGCAUCAACUACUUCCGCAUGUCGAAGAGGAUGUACCCUCACCGUCCCGUCAUGAUGGUCUUGAGUCAUGUUGCUCCUCAUGGUCCAGAGGACUCUGCCCCACAGUACAGCUCUGCCUUUCCCAAUGCAUCACAGCACAUAACCCCCAGCUACAACUACGCCCCAAACCCAGACAAGCAUUGGAUCCUCCGUUACACAGGACCCAUGAAGCCGGUCCACAUGCAGUUCACCAACAUGCUUCAGCGCAGGAGGAUGCAGACUCUGCUGUCUGUGGAUGACAGUGUGGAAAAGGUCUACAACAUGUUGCUGGAGACUGGAGAAUUGGACAACACCUACAUCAUUUACACCUCAGACCACGGUUAUCAUAUUGGGCAGUUUGGUCUGGUGAAGGGCAAAUCAAUGCCGUAUGAGUUUGAUAUUCGCAUCCCGUUUUAUGUACGAGGACCUGAUGUGGAGCAAGAUGCCAUCAAUCCCCACAUCGUCUUAAACGUUGACCUUGCGCCGACUCUGCUGGACAUGGCUGGCCUUGACAUUCCUGCAGAAAUGGAUGGCAAGUCCAUCUUGAAGCUGCUGGCCACAGACCGCCCAGUCAACAGGUUCCAGUUGAACAGAAAAAGUAAAACAUGGCGAGACUCCUUCCUGGUGGAAAGAGGGAAGCCUCCACACAAGAGAACUGAUGGGAAGGAAAUGGCCCAAGAAGAGAACUUCCUACCAAAGUACCAGAGGGUCAAGGAUUUGUGUCAGAAAGCGGAGUACCAGAGCUCCUGCCAGCAGCCAGGACAGAAAUGGCAGUGUGUGGAGGACCCGACUGGCAAACUGAGGCUUUAUAAGUGCAAGGGCAUGGCAGGACUCUUUGCCCCCCGCAUGCAGGCUCUGAUGGCCAGCAGUGCCUCCCAGCUGUCUCUCACAAUCAGCUCUGACGGAUGUUCCUGUGGUGACAUCAGCUUCAAGACAUCCAUCCUGAAAAAGAAAGGGCUGCUCAACAAAAAGAAGAUGAAAUCCAUCAAGACUUUGUCAAGGAAGCGAUCUGCCCGCUCUGCUCUGUAUGAGCUGGGUGGAGAUUUGUAUGCAGUUGAUCUUAAAGAGACCUACCGACCCGGUGGGCUCAGGAACAGCAGCUGGACCAGAAACAGGUGGAGAAUAGCAGGGAAUGAAGACGACCCUGAAGAAAUCAGCGGAAAUGGAAUUGCGGCCAAACCCACAAGCAGCAACAGUCUCACACCACCUGCUGGCCUCAAAGUCACCCACAGAUGCUCCAUCCUCAUGAAUGCUACAGUAAAGUGUGAUGGAGGACUCUAUAAGUCCCUUCAAGCCUGGAAAGAUCACAAGCUGCACAUUGAGCAUGAGAUUGAAACUUUGCAGACCAAGAUCAAGAAUCUGCGUGAGGUCAAAGGCCACCUGAAAAAGGUGCGGCCAGAAGAAUGUCAGUGUAAUGCCUCCAGCUAUCUUUUUAAGAAUAAAGACAUGUUUGGGCUGAAAGCAGCACAAAUGCAUUCACUCAGAAUGCCAUCCAAACAGAAGACUCAGUGGCUCCAGAAGGAGCAGAAACGCAGGAAGAAACUGCGUAAAUUCCUUAAAAGGCUCCAGAACAAUGACACCUGCAGUAUGCCGGGCCUCACCUGCUUCACCCACGACAACCAUCACUGGCAGACUGCCCCCUUCUGGACAAUGGGUCCAUUCUGUGCAUGCACCAGUGCCAACAAUAACACAUACUGGUGCCUUAGGACCAUCAAUGACACACACAACUUCCUUUUCUGUGAAUUUGCCACGGGCUUCCUGGAGUAUUUUGACCUCAAUACUGACCCCUACCAGCUGAUAAAUGCUGUCAGCACUCUUGACCGCAACGCUCUGAACUCAAUGCAUCAGCAGCUCAUGGAUUUACGGGGCUGCAAGGGCCAUAAGCAGUGCAACCCAGAAAAGGGAGGGAAGGAGCGAGACCACUUCAGUGAAUACAGGCCAGUACACCGUCGAAAGAAGCCAAAAGUGAAGAAGCCCUCCUCCAAAUCGCUGGGGAAAAUUUGGGAAGGCUGGGUUGGUUAAGCAUCUGAAUCACAGGACCAACCACAACAUCCUCUUUUAGCAGAAGAAUAAGGAUCCAGGACCUCAAUUUUAUCUGAGUGGACCAGAAACUGGACCAUUAAGCUUCUGUUUGUUGGGUUUUGAUGCAGAUAAAAAGGCUCUUUGGGAAGUGCAUCCAAAUGGAGGAAAUACGAAAGACUCUUUAAUCAUGUAUUUUGGAAAACAUCUCAUGACCACUGACGUCUGUCAAGUUUGUCAAUCAUACAUAGAUUGGGGCACCUUCAUGCAGUCUUGCAGCAAAGCUUGUACAUAAUAUCCAGACUAUCGCUUUCAAAUGGGGCUCUAUUGUAUGAUGAACUAUAUGUCAACCUACGCCAUCGUCAUUACAAUUUCCUCAACAAGUUUCAACUCGUUUGGACUCCAUAAUGAUGAAAUGCAUCAGAUUUUGUCAUAAACUUUUGUGAAACAGGCAAAAUUAAUACUGAUGAAUGUCUUCUUUAUUAAGGUUCUUCCUUCAUAGCUGUGAGAUGUAGUGUGACAGCAUUUGCCUGUAAUGAUCCACACACAUUUACAGACUUCUGUGUAGGUCUAUUUAUAACUUUUAGCAGAUCCACAAUGUCCACCAUUACACAAUCAUACAGUUCCCCAAAAUAUGUGAUCAUUGAUCAAAUGGAAUGAAUACCAUUGUAUUCCUUUGUGUCAUCAGUACCACAUUGUAGAGUUUGUUCCGCUUGCUACUUGGUGCUACAGGAUAACAGCACAAAAAAACUCAAGUCUUACUGUACAAUAUAGUAUGUAUCUGAAUGUACGUUGUGCAAUUAAUAUAAAUGUUUACAAUAUUUUUUAUAAUACUGAAGAGGCGCCUCAUACAUUUUGAGAUGACAAAAUGAACCUAUGAGGAAAUGUAGCUUGAAAAACCUCAUUGUCCAAGAUCUAUGUUUGUCAGUUUCUUAUUUACCAUAAAAGCACUUAAAAGGGUUCACUGUGAUUAGAAGUACAUAAAAAAUACAACUACUUUAUUCCUGAGAAAAGGCACGACUUGUUAAUGUGGACUUUAGGUAACUGCCUUUGUUAAAAUCGUUUCUUCUUGCAAACACUUUCAUAGAUCUGCUGAUAGAAAACUGUGAAUAAAGUGCUGUUUGACCAUAA
This is a messenger RNA of Oryzias latipes (Japanese medaka), 4054 nucleotides long. It is a transcript of the gene sulf2a, whose product is annotated as sulfatase 2a. Gene Ontology annotation, biological process: glomerular basement membrane development; negative regulation of fibroblast growth factor receptor signaling pathway; positive regulation of vascular endothelial growth factor production. Gene Ontology annotation, cellular component: cell surface; plasma membrane; Golgi apparatus. Gene Ontology annotation, molecular function: glycosaminoglycan binding; calcium ion binding; N-acetylglucosamine-6-sulfatase activity. The record is from RefSeq and is a predicted model, not a curated record. NCBI's taxonomy places the organism in Eukaryota, Metazoa, Chordata, Actinopteri, Beloniformes, Adrianichthyidae.